This is a messenger RNA of Aspergillus mulundensis, 2628 nucleotides long. RefSeq lists its product as uncharacterized. The coding region runs from base 1 to 2628 and encodes 875 amino acids. The record is from RefSeq and is a predicted model, not a curated record. NCBI's taxonomy places the organism in Eukaryota, Fungi, Ascomycota, Eurotiomycetes, Eurotiales, Aspergillaceae. The transcript has 7 exons.
AUGUCGGUCUUCAUCGACCAACAACCCAGCACGCCAGGGGAAUGGCAGACUGGAUACGCCGACUUGACGCAGGUCAAACAGAUUCCAGGAACGAGCGCAGAGGAUAUCAGUGAAGUCGGGAAUGAAGAGACAUACCGGGAUAUCUAUCUUGACGGCACCCCGAUCCUGCAACACCCCCGGGGCUCCUGUGAGAUUUACGCGGACGUGCUGGCAUUCACGACGCCUGAAGUAACCGUCGAAGCCAAGGCAGACACCACGAUCGAGAUCAGGACGCGCGUCAUUACCGCCAGCGAACCGUUGCAUCUCAACUUCAGCGCCGCCGCGGCCCAAAGCUCCGCCAUGGAGAUCUACGCCAGCAUCCUCGAUCAGCCUAUCGAUGUCUCCGUCGAAGGAGCCCAGCGCACAAGGCUCGACAUCGGCGCCGAGUCCAAGAAUGUCGGGGCUGUCAUCGGCUUCCAAAACAGCAAGUUAACCGUCUCUCCCUUGGAGCAGUACGGCGGCGACCGCAGCGCCGUCUACCAGGCCCAUCUCGACACCCAGCUGCGCAUCGCGCUCGCCUUGUUCUGGGCACGGCCUGCCAUUGCCCUUUCCAUCUGCGGCCACGUUGCCCGUUCGACCUCCGGCCUGGACUCCGGCCAUGCGCUGUCCAAUGCCCAGGCUGUAUCGCUGGGACAGCAGCUCGCUGGGCGCCGGCUGGCUGGGAAGAACGCGCAUUACGCGCCGACGUUGAACUUCAAGAAUUAUCGCGACACCAUGGAAGAGCAGCUUGAUGCCGCGGAGACAUUCGAGGCGCAGUAUCAGCUGUUUCAAAACGCGGCUAGCGGGGUGGAUGAUCACAAGAAGGCGUGGGCAACGAUGUUGGCCAACGCGAAGGAUCAACGGGUGGCACGCGCAAGCGUACAGGCGCAGGCGCUGGACAAGUACCGGGAUGCCAGUGCCACCGUUGGCAUAUGUACAGAGCAGUUGGAUGCUGACGAGGACGAGAUGGAGGCAGCUCACGAGAGUUUCCGACAGGGGUUGGAGCAAUGGAAGAACGCACAGGUCUUCAAAGCGGCGUUGGGCAUUUUUGGUGCCAUCUUUGGAUUCGCCACGGGAAUGGCCGACUUCGCCACACUCGGCGACGUUGUCCAGGGCGUACUGGAUAUCGAAGGGGCAAUCCAAGACGUGGCUGAUAUCGAGGACCCCCAGAACGGAGUGCCAGAAGACGGUCAGAUCAUCAGCUCGGGUACCAUGAGCCCGCUUUGGAAAUGCGUCAAAGCCCUCGGCGAGAUCUAUCCCAAUAUGGCCGCGUUGGUGGAAGCGGCAGAGCAGAUUGUCGAGAUUGGCGACGGCGACGACGUCGGUCUCCCUUCGUUCGGCGAUGUCACAGGCUCGCAGGGCUCCGACGCGGACGCAAAUCUCAUUGUCAGCAUCGCCGCAUGGGACGAUUGGGAGCUUCAGGCUGACGAGCAGAUGAGAUGGGCUGUGGAGGAGGAGGAUAUCACAGGCGCGGGGGAGUAUCGCCUGGCGCUGCGCAAGCAUGCAGUCCAUGGUCGAGCCCUUUCCCAGGCGCAGGCGGAGGCCAUCAAGCAGGGGCAGCAGUAUGUCCAGGCGACGCUGGAACUGCACCAGCUGGACAAGGACAUCAAGAACCUGCAGGACCUGCUGGACCAGUAUGAUGGGGAGGAAGCCGAGUACGUCGCAGCACAGGCCAAGUUCUACGACCGCUACCUCCGUCUGCAGACCACGCUCGCUAUCCAAUUGCAGAACAUCGUGGAUGCCUACCGGUUCUAUACCCUCGAGGAGAGCAAGGUAACGGUGGACUCGCAAAAGUCUGUCGGAGACUUCCAGGAGAAUCUGGCCACGUUACAGACAGAGAUGGACAACUUGAACGGCCAAUUCGGCCAGGAUCCCCAACCGUUCAAGAAGACCCAGUACUCUGAUGAGCUGGCAUCGAACUUCCCCGCCACGGUGAUUGCUGGCCUGAGGGACAGCGAGAAGGGCAACACAGCGACCUUCACCCUGAAGCCCGUCCCAAAUCCCACGACAACUCCCGGUGCAAGCAACUUCGCCUACCCGUUCGUCCGCGGAUCCCACUACCGCCUGGAAGGGAUGCAGCUCACGCUGGACACCGUGAAGCCGUAUCCCGCCGCCAUCACCCACGGACGAGCCUUGGUCAGCCUUCUAAUCGAGACAUCCGGCUCGUAUUCCGAUAUCUACAAGGAUCCAGAGGGCGAGACGGACAAGGCCUUGACAUUCGUCACGCAGGCGCAGAGAAAACGGUAUUCGUACUACGUGGACGCGGAGGGGAAGUUCUUGGAAGAAGUCGACCAGGCCAUCUUUCCCUCGACGGACCAUGCUGAGCCUCCGCCCUUCACGGCGUGGAAGAUCACCUUCGAGACAGCGGGCGAUUUUGACGUCAGUGGUCUCAACCUCGUCGAGAUGACCUGGGGCGGCAGAUUUCUAGCCUACCCAGACGACCGUCCCAUGUAUUCCUCCUUGAACUGCUUCACUGCGGCUAUCAGCCCACCUCUCCAGGAGCUUCCUCAGGACCAAUCCCCCGAGCGGGUUAUCCCCGGGCUCGGUAUGCUCGUUGAUAUACUCCUGCAAGGUCUCGAUAUCGGUCGCGAGGAACUUCGCGGCGCCUGA